Molecule: messenger RNA, 1641 nt
Organism: Colossoma macropomum (tambaqui)
Lineage: Eukaryota; Metazoa; Chordata; Actinopteri; Characiformes; Serrasalmidae
Exons: 4
Coding region: 1-651 (216 amino acids)
Source: RefSeq, a predicted model, not a curated record
AUGAAUAGAAAUGAGACAUGGAGGGGAGUCCGACGAGGCCUCGGAAACCGCGGUUCUCCUGGACUGUACAAAAGGAGGAGAAACUGGUGGAGCUGUGGAGUGAGCAAGAGUGUCUCUUUGACGUGUCUUCCCAUUUAUACCACGACAGAGUGGAAAAGGAAAAAAGGUGGACAGAAAUUGCUGAAGCCCUCGAAAUCCCCGUUGAAGAGGAACCCGGAGAAAACCCGGAGUUUGUCUUUGAGGACACAGUAUUCCCGUCUGCUGAAACCUCUUCCAAGUGGAAGUGGAGACAAGCCCCUCUCUUCAAAGCAACAGUGGCUAAAGAGAAACCUUGACUUUCUGAAACCAUUUUUUGUUCCACGCCACAGUGGGAGCAGCCUUGUUCUUGAAGAAAAUGAGCAGCAUGCAGACACACAGGACCAGGAAUCCAUGGAUGAUAGUGAUGAAGUGUUGCGUCUAUCCCUGUCUAACACUGGAUCCCCUUUUCAACACUUGAAAGUACAGUUGUCCAGCCUGGAUCAAGACCAAGUACACCAAGCACAUCCAGAUCUUCAAGCCCAUCCCCUACCAUCAAUGCAUCUGAGCCCAGUGUCAGUCGGCAGCCUUUCAAAAAAGCUCAGAAAAACACCAAAUCUGCUGAGACUGACAUAGAGCUCCAGAAGCUUGUGAUGCUUAUAGAGAUGUCUAAAACUGUUCAGUCUGGCUUCAAGAAUCCUGAGGAUACAGAGUCUACCUUUGGACAACAGGUAGCAGCUGAGGUGAGACAAAUUAAUGAUCCAACAUUGAAAACAAGAGCAAAGAAAAAUAUAAUGACUAUCUUGUAUGACAUACAAGAGCAAGAUCAGAAUAUGACCCGCCAUGCACACAAAGAAGCAGGAGUACUAUACACACCCCAAGGUGUGUUUCAAGUACACCCUCAAAUGCAAAUUCAACCACCACCAUUACCCUACCACCACGCAUAUAUUCCACCUCAAGUUCCACAGCACAAGCCAAGUUUUCGGCAACUGCUUGAGGACAGUGAGGCAGAGGUAGAUGUCUAAUUUUAAAAUAGAAACGCAUAAUGUGCCCUUUAUGUUCAGAAAAGAUGGCAUUAUGUUCAUUAGAGUGAAGUUUGAAAAUGGUCUAAUGUGACAUUUGUUUUGUAAAUUAAAUGUGUGUCUGGAUGGCACAGGUAAAGUUGAUUAGUACAGUUCAGUAGGUGUAGAUCUACAGGUAUCUGAGCAAAUAAUGGAAACACUACAGUUUAUUGUGCUUUUACAUUUAUUUCUAAAUGUAUUUGGGCUAUUUACUCUUUUGUAUAUUUGUCAGAGUUCUGUGCAAAAAAAACUGCACUCCAAAGUGUAAAGGAAAUAGUAAAAACCACAUCAUGUAAAAUUUAAGCAUUGAAAUAACAAUGUAAUAUGUAAAAGAAAAUGAAAUGUGGUGUUUCCAUUUUUUGAUCUUAAGAUACCAUUACAGUACUGAAGAAGCCACUUUGUUUAUUUUACAGCCUGUGUGGCUGACUAUGCUGUUUUUAUUUGUUGAAUAUUUUAGAUAUGUGUUUACAAAAGAUUUGAAAAAUAACACAUUUUGCAGUUAAUAUGCCUUUUAUAUGGUUCCUACUGUAAUAGGUACAGUAUUUCGAACACGGGUAGCACUGCA